CUACGCACACACACGCUAGACCGGAAAUCUAAGGUGACAGAGAUAUACAACUAGAUGAGCAGCGUACCUAGAGGUUUCUUCCUGCCUGUAGUUUGUAUGUUCGUUGGUGUUUUGGUGUUCAGAGUGUUAGUACAUGACCAGAAAAGCUGUUGAUCAACACGACAGUUCAGAGGAAGAAAAAGACAGAUGUACAAACACUGAGCAGCAGUCAGUGAAGAAUGAUGGCGUCUGUUAAACGAAAGCUUUAUGACACACUGGAUGAUCUGGAAAAAGAAAAAUUGAAGAGAUUUAAGAGCUACUUAAGAGAAGAUGGACCUAUUCCAGUUUCUGAACUGGAGGAAGCAGGUACAACUGACACUGUAAAACAGAUGCUGGAUCGUUUUGGACCAGAAAGAGCUGUGAAGAUCACACUGGAUAUCCUGAAAAAGAUGAACCAGAACCAUCUUUCUGAACAGUUAGAGAACAAACUCGCUGAAGUCAAGAUAAUCAGCCGUGCUCAGACUGAAGUCAGAGUUGAUCUAAAUACUGAAACAGAGGAUUGGAAGCUGCAAAACUUCUUGAAAACUCACAAAAACAACAUGAAGAAAGCAAAAUAUAUUUUUGAGGGCAACAAACAAAAAGACACAGAUCUCAUGGCUGUUUACACAGAACUGUUUAUCACAGAGGGAGAUAUGAAAGAUGUUAAUCAUGAACAUGAGAUUCUGAAGAUUGAUGAUGCUUUCAAGAACAAAAAAACACAGGACAAACCAGUCAAAUGCAAUGAUAUAUUUACUGAACUGAGGAAAAACAGUGAGAAAAAGACUGUGCUGACCAAAGGAGUCGCUGGCAUUGGAAAAACUGUCUCUGUGCACAAGUUCAUCCUGGACUGGGCAGAAGGAGAAGCCAAUCAGGAUGUACACUGUGUGUUCCUGCUUUCAUUCCGAGAGAUUAACUUAAUGACAAAUGAAGAUUUCAGUCUCCAUGAGUUUCUGCUGGAAUUUUAUCCUGAACUGAAGGACCUGGAGAAAUCAAAGUUCUAUGAGGAAUGUAAGCUUGUGUUUAUAUUUGAUGGACUUGAUGAGAGUCGCCUGCCUCUGAAUUUUAAUACUAGAUCUCUGAACACUGUAGAGAAAAGAUCGUCUGUAGAUGUGCUGUUUACAAGUCUGGUCAAAGGUAAGCUGCUUCCAUCAGCUCUUGUGUGGGUGACAUCACGACCAGCAGCAGCCAAUCAGAUCCCUCUUCAGUAUGUGGGUUUGUUCACAGAGGUGAAAGGAUUCACUGACCAGCAGAAGGAGGAGUACUUCAGAAAGAGAAUCACAGAUGAGAAUCAGGCCUCCAGAAUCAUCUCACACAUUAAGACGUCUCGUAGUCUCUACAUCAUGUGCCACAUUCCUGUGUUCUGCUGGAUCACGGCCACAGUACUUCAGGAUAUUCUCAUUGAGAACAGUGAAGAGAACAUCAGCACAACACUCACUGAAAUGUACAUUCACUUCCUGCUGAUACAGAUGAAUAUGAAGAGCCAGAAAUAUGAUAAAAAUGCAGAAAGACAACGCACAAAGCUCUUACAUUUAAAUAAAGAAAUGAUUUUAAAGCUAGCCAAACUAGCAUUUCAACAGCUGAAGCAGGAAAACAUUGUAUUUUAUGAAAAAGAUCUGGAAGAAUGUGGUAUUAAUGUGAGUAAAGACAUUGAAUUCACAGGAAUGAUCGCUGAGAUCUUUAAGAUGGAAUAUGGACUUUAUGAGAUGAAGGUCUUCUGCUUUGUGCAUCUGAGUGUUCAAGAGUUUCUCGCUGCAGUACAUGUGUUCAUCUGCUACCUGAACAAGAACAGGCAAGAGCUUCAGUUUUUCUUUGACAAGCCAAAAGAAAAUAUCACAUUGCAGGAGUUACUGCAGAAGGCUGUUGAUAAAGCCAUGAAGAGUCAGAGAGGACAUUUGGACCUGUUCCUGCGGUUUCUAAUGGGCAUUUCACUGGAAUCCAGUCAAAACCUGCUCCAAGGCCUGAUCACACACACUGAAGACACCACAGAGAGCAUCACAAAAACAACUGAAUACAUUAAAGAAAAACAAAACAGGAAAAUAUCAGAUGAAGCUUCAGUCAACCUAUUUUACUGCUUACUUGAGCUCAAGGAUCAUUCAUUAUAUGAGGAAAUCCAGAGUUACCUCAGUUCAGAUGAGCAUCCAGGAAGAAAACUCUCAUCUUCAAUGUGCACAGUGCUGACAUAUGUACUGCUGAUGUCAGAGAAGGUGCUGGAUGAGUUUAACCCAAAAAGGUUCACGUCACCUUCAAACUACGAGAGACUCAUCCCAGCUGUGAGAUGCUGCAGAAAAGCCCUGCUUUGUGGGUGUCAUCUCACUGCUCAGUCUUGUGAGAGUUUGUCAUCAGUUUUACAAUCAUCAAACUCUGUCCUAAGAGAGCUGGAUCUGAGUAACAAUGACCUGAAGGAUUCUGGAGUGAAGCUUCUUUCUGAGGGAUUGAAGAGUCCAAAUUGUCAGCUGGAAAUACUGAGUCAGAAUUCUGGCAGCAGUGUUCUGGAUGAGCUGCAGCUGUCUAAUGGUCUUCUUGGAAAGGCCAGUGAAGAGACCAUUACAGUAAUUGUCUCAGGUUAC
Labeo rohita (rohu) is the source of this 2585-nucleotide messenger RNA. RefSeq names its product NACHT, LRR and PYD domains-containing protein 3. The record is from RefSeq and is a predicted model, not a curated record. The transcript is spliced from 7 exons. The annotation marks the transcript as partial. NCBI's taxonomy places the organism in Eukaryota, Metazoa, Chordata, Actinopteri, Cypriniformes, Cyprinidae.